AUGGAUCCUCUAUCAAUGACGGCCAGCAUCGCUACUGUGGGACAGCUCACAUCAACACUCGUGAGCUACAUAAUCGAGGCAACACAUGCAACAAGAGAGCAGAAGAAGGUAGCGGUCGAGGCUAGUAAUCUCUAUAGUCUCUUGAUAAAACUGCGCUUUCGAGUGGAAGAAGCCCGACACAACGAUGAAUGGUUCAACCAGGUUAAGCUCUUGGGAGUCGAAAACGGUCUGCUUGACCAGUUCAAAUAUCUCCUUGAGAAAAUGGUGGACAAACUACCAUCCCCUGGGAAAAGCCAACAACUCAAAUCAGCACUAUGGUGGAAAUUCACCAAAAAGGAAGUGGAAGAUGUGUUGGCUCGAAUGGAGCGAUUAAAGUCCCUCAUCAAUUGUGCCCUAACGAAUGAUUUGUUCGCUUUGUCAAAGACUAUCCAUGGCGACACUCUGGUCGUGAAACAACAGACUGAGCGAGUGCAGUCCCUUUUGGAACAGGACUUACAGAACAAGCUAUCGCGCUGGUUAAGUAUACCAGACCCAUCCGCAAAUUACCACACGGCGCUAGGAAAGCGACACCCAGAGACGGGUCAGUGGCUCCUCAACGGCCAACAUUUCGCAGCUUGGAAAAGCUCGACAUCUUCGCUGAUGUGGCUUCACGGUAGCGCGGGCUGCGGCAAGACAGUCUUAAGCGCCGCGUCACUACACCAUAUUCUCCAGCAUAAAGAGCCUGACACAAUAGUGAGCUAUUUUUACUUUGAUUUCAACGAUAUAGAGAAGCAGUCCUCAAACAAGGCGAUUCGAUCGUUGCUAUUCCAGAUCGCAACACAGGCCACGGACAUCGCCCAUGAGCUUGAACUGUUGUAUGGGAGAUGCAGCCAUGGACAGCAGCAGCCGGCAGAGGACGUUAUCCACUCAUUGUUCAGAAAGGUAAUGGAUACCCCACGUGAGAAGUAUAUCGUCUUAGAUGCUCUGGAUGAAUGUACAGACCGCGAAGGACUGUUGACCUUUCUCCGAGAAUUGAUCGCCUCAAAACCACGGGACCUCCGUGUGUUGGCCACGAGUCGGCGGGAAAGAGACAUCGACGACGAGCUGAGCCCGGUUGCUGAUUACAAUAUUAAUAUUCUUCAAAGUGCUGUUGUGGACGAGGACAUUCGUGUCUAUAUUCGCGACAGGAUGGCAACAGACAAAGGGCUAAAGAAGUGGCCAGACCCGGUGCAGACUGAAAUAACGACUGCACUGAUGGAAAAGGCUGAUGGCAUGUUUCGAAAAACACUGUCAUCCCUACCAAAGACCCUCGACGAGACAUAUAAUCGAAUCUUACGAGAUCUCGAAUCAAACGGGCAACUUGAGAAUGCUAUCAAGGCCUUACAAUGGCUUUGUUUCUCGAAACGCCCUCUGCGGCUAAUAGAAAUGGCCGAGAUCCUCGCCAUAGAGACUGGCGACCAAGGAGGAUUCAACCCAGAGGAACGGCUUCCUGAUCCUAUGGACAUAAUGGUUGUCUGUUCUAGCCUGAUCAGUCUUAAUCCUAUCAAUGGCGACUGGGGUAAUGACAAAGAUGGGGACAAAGAUGACGUCGCCUCGCUUGAUGGCGGUCGUAAAGAUGCUUACAGGAUACAGAUUCAGCUGGCUCAUUUUUCUGUCCAGGAAUUUCUCCUUUCUGACCGUUGUGCAUUUAACCUUGAUUUUCGAUCAGAUACCUGCCACGCCGUUAUUGCAGAAAGUUGCCUACAUUACUUCCUCCACCUAUGUCAGGAUGCACCUGUGACUGGAAAGCUCUCCAAGCAUUAUCCUCUGUUAUUUUAUGCAGCAGAGGAGUGGUGGCAGCACUUACAGGCUAUCACUGGUGUGCCCGACGACAGAUUACUUGAUCAUACACUACGGCUUGUGGGUAAAAAGGACGUUACCUUACUAUCAUGGGUACAGCUUUCGAACGUGGAUAGGAUUUGUAUGAGGUUUGGUUCGCAGUUGGAGCUAAAAGACAUAGCCGAGCCACUUUACUACGCAGCAAGCAUAGGUGUGGCAGCAAUUGUUGAAAAGAUAUUAAGACGAAAUAUUGAUGUCAAUGCUCAAGGAGGAUACUACGAUCAUGCACUACAGGCAGCAUCAAUAAAUGGCCAUGAGACAGUGGUGCAGAUGCUACUAGAUGCUGGGGCGAAUGUCAACGCUCAAGGAGGAUUAUACGGUAAUGCACUACAGGCGGCAUCAAGUUAUGACCGUGAGACAGUGGUGCGGAUACUACUAGAUGCUGGGGCGAAUGUUAACGCUCAAGGAGGAGGGUACGGUAAUGCACUACAGGCGGCACGGCUGAGUAAACAUGAGACAGUGGUCCAGAUACUCUUAGAUGCUGGUGCUAGAGAGUAG
Messenger RNA from Cladophialophora psammophila CBS 110553, 2355 nucleotides. RefSeq lists its product as uncharacterized. Gene Ontology annotation, molecular function: protein binding. The record is from RefSeq and is a predicted model, not a curated record. Bases 1 to 2355 code for a protein of 784 amino acids. Lineage: Eukaryota; Fungi; Ascomycota; Eurotiomycetes; Chaetothyriales; Herpotrichiellaceae. The transcript is spliced from 7 exons.